ACAUGUCUUCGGCUCACCUCAUCGCUCUCUGUUUCUCUCUCCCGUCUUUUCCACGCUCUCUCUCUCUCUACCCUUCUACAAACCCGCGUUCUGAUUGUUUUUGUGCGACGCAGAAUUGCUGCAACGUCUUUUCUGCCCUUUUAGCAUCUAAUCUGAUACAAAUCAAAUUGCUCUUUUUUUUCUUUAUCUGUUUCUUUGUCGCUUGUAUUGAUAAUUAAAUAAGUCUUGUAUAUCAUUAUUAAUUGGGAGUUGAAUGAGUGACCUGGUUAGGGCUUAAGGGGUUCUCCUAAACAAUCUCGAUUCGGAUUCUUGAAAUUUGUUCUUGGAAAUCCGACUUGUUUUUAUUUUGCAGCUGCAAUUACAGCCGAUUUUGAGAUUUGUUUGUAAUUUGAAGUGGGUUCGGCCUGAUUCAGGGCGUGGUGGCUUGAAACAGUGAAUAUGGUUUCUGGACUCAAGCUGAUUGUUUAUGCUGGUUUGAAGUUUUUGGAAAUCAUUUUUCUGGCGUGAAACUCGAGCGAUCAGAUAGCAUGAUGGGCAUUAAGGAUUGGUUUUUGUCUCAGCUUGUAUCCAAGUCAGUGGUUUCGUCAAGUCCAUUGUCAGCCAGUGAUAGGUUUUUCAGAGAGGAACAUUUGAAUGAAGAGUUCAGCAACCAAGCAGUUUAUGUUUCUUUUGGCUGGUUGAUCAGAGAUCGCGAGGUAGGAGAGGGAAUGGGGUUUGUGUUGCUUCAGAUCCUUCUUGCAUCUUUUGUUUUCUUCAGCUUUGUCUAUGGUGGGAGUGCCGGUGUCACAAGCACUUUUGUUCGUACGGAGUGGCCAUCUAUUGACAUUCCUCUUGAUAAUGAAGCAUUUGUAGUCCCGAAGGGUCAUAAUGCGCCUCAGCAAGUGCACAUCACACAAGGUGACUAUGAUGGAAAGGCCAUUAUAAUCUCAUGGGUAACAGCUGAAACAUUGGGGUCCAACAUAGUACAAUAUGGAACAUCAGAGAAAAAGUACACAUUAACUGCAGAGGGAACAGUGACUAAUUACACUUUCUACAACUACAGCUCUGGCUACAUUCAUCACUGUCUUGUUGAUGGCCUUGAGUACGACACCAAGUACUUUUACAAGAUUGGAGAUGGUGAUUCUUCUCGAGAGUUUUGGUUUCACACACCCCCAAAGAUCAGUCCUGAUGCUCCUUACACAUUUGGCAUUAUAGGUGAUUUGGGUCAAACCUAUAAUUCUCUUUCCACAAUUGAACAUUACUUGGGGAGUGCUGGACAGGCAGUCUUGUUUGUUGGAGAUCUUUCAUAUGCUGACAGGUAUGAGUAUCAUGAUGUUGGUGUUCGCUGGGAUACAUGGGGCCGUUUUGUUGAAAGAAGUACAGCCUAUCAGCCAUGGAUCUGGUCAGCUGGGAAUCAUGAAAUAGAGUACAUGCCUUAUAUGAAUGAAGUUGUUCCUUUCAAGUCAUUUCUCCAAAGAUACCCAACACCACAUGCAGCCUCAAAAAGCACAGGUCCUCUUUGGUAUGCCAUCAGACGUGCAUCUGCUCAUAUCAUUGUGUUAUCCAGCUAUUCUCCAUUUGUAAAAUACACUCCUCAAUGGGUGUGGCUCGGUGAGGAAUUAAAAAGAGUCGACAGGGAGAAGACACCUUGGCUCAUUGUAAUUAUGCAUGUCCCGAUCUACAGUAGCAAUGAAGCGCACUUCAUGGAAGGUGAAAGCAUGAGGGUGGUCUUUGAGAGUUGGUUUGUGCAUUACAAAGUUGAUGUGGUAUUUGCAGGCCAUGUCCAUGCUUACGAAAGAUCAUACCGGAUUUCCAACAUUCACUAUAAUGUUUCAAGUGGGGAUCGGUAUCCUAUACCUGAUAAAUCAGCUCCUGUUUAUAUAACUGUUGGAGAUGGAGGAAAUCAAGAAGGCCUUGCUGGAAGGUUUAGAGACCCACAACCGGAUUAUUCUGCAUUCAGGGAAGCCAGUUAUGGGCAUUCUACAUUAGAGAUAAAGAAUAGAACACAUGCGUUCUAUCACUGGAAUCGUAAUGAAGAUGGAAAAAAAGUGCCAACGGACUCUUUCAUACUUCACAAUCAGUAUUGGGGAACAAGCCGGCGCCGGAGAAAGCUCAAUAAGAAUCAUCUCCACACAGUCAUUCAACAAGUUCCUUUAACUAAUGCAUUUUGAGAAGUCGGCUCCAACGCAUUCGAACUUCAGCAAGAAAUUAAGUUGCUGCAUGUGUAUGUGUUUGUGGGUUGCAAUUAUUUAACUGUAUCAAGUAGUUUACAGGCGACCUCUUGAGUGCAACCUCGCAGGCCAUUUCAUUGUUUUCGGACACUCGUCCCAAAAAGAAACAUGUGUCGGUGAUCGCAGUCGCCUGAAAUGUGAGCAUUUUGUCCUUGAUGUAUAACACGAAGUCGAAUAUGCACAUUGCUUCUUGCUACUGCUUUGCUAUAAAACCACGUAGCUGUUGGUUA
Messenger RNA from Diospyros lotus (date-plum), 2440 nucleotides. Its product is annotated as bifunctional purple acid phosphatase 26. The record is from RefSeq and is a predicted model, not a curated record. Gene Ontology annotation, molecular function: protein binding; acid phosphatase activity; metal ion binding. NCBI's taxonomy places the organism in Eukaryota, Viridiplantae, Streptophyta, Magnoliopsida, Ericales, Ebenaceae. The transcript has 11 exons. Bases 528 to 2150 code for a protein of 540 amino acids.